AUGAAGCAAAAUAUUGGACGGGGCGAAUUUUCCCAGUUCCCCAAUUUGUCGCAGACAAGCUGCCAGGGAGACGACGUUUCAACUUACGUUCAACAUUUAAAUGCCCUCUAUUCAGAUUUUGAAUCUAGGUUUGAGGAUAUUUUGACUAUGGUAAUACCACCGUGGCUAAUUAAUCCAUAUGGUGACAUAGAAGAAACGAAUGUCAUAAUACAAGAGGAACUGACUGAACUAAGUACAAACGAAGAACUUAAGGUUCAGUUUAAAAACGGAUAUCAGCAAUUCUGGCUGCAAAACACCAUACCCGUUACUUAUCCCGUAUUAUGGAAUAUAUCGAGGAAAUUUUUAAUUUCCUUUCCAUCGUCAUACCUAGUAGAAAGGGGGUUCAGCGCUGUUACAAAUCUCCUAACGAAAAAAGAAACAGACUGGACAUCAUUAGCCGAGGAGAUUUAA
Acanthoscelides obtectus is the source of this 450-nucleotide messenger RNA. The record is from the annotation of a GenBank genome assembly. NCBI's taxonomy places the organism in Eukaryota, Metazoa, Arthropoda, Insecta, Coleoptera, Chrysomelidae.